Molecule: messenger RNA, 3973 nt
Organism: Lampris incognitus (smalleye Pacific opah)
Lineage: Eukaryota; Metazoa; Chordata; Actinopteri; Lampriformes; Lampridae
Product: transient receptor potential cation channel subfamily V member 1-like
Exons: 17
Coding region: 114-2462 (782 amino acids)
Biological process (GO): calcium ion import across plasma membrane
Cellular component (GO): membrane
Molecular function (GO): protein binding; calcium channel activity
Source: RefSeq, a predicted model, not a curated record
UAAAGAACAAAAGGAAGAGAUAGGGAAAUUAAGGAAGCACAACAAACCCCAUAUAUGUCUGAUUAUCAGUUUAAUCGGACUGCGCAAACAGGGUGAUAAGAGUAACAAGUAAAAUGAGGAGAUUGAGAGGGACCAAGUCGAUGCCAAGUAAGUGGCGUAUGGAGUGUGAUCCCAGACAGCCAGAGGAGAGAGAUCGGGAUCGGUUAGCGAGGAAGAAGGCGAGGAGAGACUCUCUGUUGUCUACCAUGACCUGUGGCCUCCUCAGGGGGCAAAAAGCACCCAUGGACUCCAACAACCAGGAAAAAAUAGGGCUCGUCAAAAAACAGUGCCGAUUCAAGCAAAGUUAUGCCAGGGAGCUUUUAGGGACAGAGUCUCCCAACGAUGAACAACUAAGGGAGAAGUUUUCCAUCAAAGUGCUGUUUGAGGCCGUGGCCAGCGGUGAUAUCAGAAAGCUGGAGGGUUUGGAGACAUACCUGUGUCAGAACAAUUUACGGCUCUCCGACUCAUUGUAUCAAUCAAAUGGUAAAACCGCUCUGAUGAAGGCUCUUCUAAAUAUGAGAGAGGAAAAAACGGAUAUGGUGGAAUAUCUCCUGGACAUCUCAGAUAGGAUGGGAGAUAUCGUAGACCUUGUGAAUGUUCCCUACACAGACUGCCUCUACCAAGGUCAAACUGCCCUCCACAUUGCCAUUGAAAGGAGGAGCAUUGACUGCGUCAAAAAAUUAGUUGAGAAAGGAGCUAACGUGGAUGCUAAAGCCUGUGGGAAAUUCUUCCAGCUUCAUAAUGACAACCUAAUCCAACCUAGCUUCUAUUUCGGAGAACUUCCUCUGUCACUGGCAGCCUGCACCAAUCAACCUGAAAUAGUGGACUUCCUGCUGACAAAUAACCACAAACAAGCUGAAGUGACAGAGAAGGAUUCCAAAGGCAACACUGUGUUACACGCUCUGGUAGUGGUGGCAGACAACACCAAAGAGAAUACAGAGUUUAUAACUGUGAUGUAUGACCACAUUUUGACCGUCACAGUGAGACUAGACCAUACCUUGAAGCUGGAAGAUGAACAGAACAAAGAGGGAUUGACACCUCUUAAACUGGCAGCCAAAACGGGCAAGAUUGGGCUUUUUGAACACAUCUUAUGCCGCGAGUUUUCAGACAUGGAGACAACGCAUCUGUCCCGCAAAUUCACGGAAUGGAGAUAUGGGCCGGUCCAUUCCUCACUCUAUGACUUGAAGUCCUUGGACACCUAUGAUGACCCCAUGUCUGUUCUAGAAAUGGUUGUGUACAACAGCGAUAUCCCUAAUCGCCCUGAGAUGUUGCAGGUGGAACCACUGUGUGGCCUGUUGGAUGCGAAGUGGAACCAGUUUGUUUGGCGAAUUUUCCUGGUUCACUUCAUUGUCUACUCCAUCUACCUAGCCACCUUCACCGCCAUUGCCCACAGCAACAAAGACGACACGCCUCCAUUCCCCAUUGAACAUACCUCAGCUGGAUACCUUGUUGUUUUAGGACAAUUUUUCACACUGUUGGCAUCCUGCUACUUUUUUUUUUGUGGGAUAUGGGACUUGUUGAGGAAGCGUCCAAAGCUGCAUACUCUGCUGAUUGAUGGAUACUAUGAUUUGUUAUUUUGCAUGCAGGGUUUUCUCUUCUUGGUAUCAGCUGGUCUGUAUAUAUCUGGGUGUCCGGAGUAUCUUGGGUUUCUGGUAUUGAGUCUGGCUCUCAGCUGGAUCAAUCUGCUCUACUUCUCAAGGGGUCUCAAGCACAUGGGGGUCUACAGCGUCAUGAUACAGAAGGUACUUGUGGGUGACAUCCUGCCAUUUCUCUUCGUCUACGUUGUCUUCCUCUUUGGCUUCGCAGCAGCAAUAGUGACCCAGCUUACAGAGCCGUCUCCAUCCGAGGAUGAGGGCCACAAGAAUGCCAACAGCACGUACAUGGCUGACACCAUCCUGGAGCUCUUUAAGUUCACCAUCGGCAUGGGAGACCUGCAGUUUACAGAGAGGUACAAGUAUAAGCUGGUUUAUUACCUGCUUCUUAUCCUCUACAUCGUGUUAACCUACAUCCUGCUCUUCAACAUGCUCAUCGCCUUGAUGAGCAGCACUGUGGAGAACACAGCCCAGGAGAGCGCCAGCAUCUGGAAUCUCCAGAGAGGUGUCACCACCCUGGACAUAGAGCAGCGUCUGCCUCUGUGUCUGAGGACCCGGCUGCGCUCCGGGGAGGAGAAGGAACUGGACACCAAGCAUGGGAAGCAGGAGAAACACUGGUGCCUCAGGGUGGAAGAGAUUAAGUGGAAAGAAUGGAACUGUAACCUGAAGAUAAUUAGAGAGGAACCUGGGAGUACAGAGCGCCCGCUCCAGCCCCCGUCGCUUGUAAGCACGCCUACAGACGCAGGGAAGAACUGGCAAGGCCUCCUCGGCAAAGUCGGAAGACGGAGGCCGAAACAGCUGGUGAAACAGCGACGCAUAGAAAUAGUGUAGAUGGAUGUCUCCCUCCCAAACUUCAGAUGCGCUGGAGCUAAAUCCCACCACCGCCUUUGUCUUCGGGAGCCGUCCUGGCUAUAUCUGGUUCAGUAAACAAGCAAAAAGAAAACGUGACACAGUCUUCAGUCUUUUGUGCAUUCCUUUAAAACAAAAUAAAUCAGAAUCCCCUCUAUUCACCAGGGUACAUCACAUGCACUAGGAAUAUUACUCGGUGUUCUUGGUGCAGCCCAGUACAGCACAAUAACUAAACAGAACGCACAAUAAAUACAAUACUGUGUGCAAUACAACAGUAGAUACAAGACCUACAAUAUGCAAUACAAUAACACAAUACAAGACCUACAAUAUACUAUAUACAAUACAAAAAACAAUAUAGGUGUGUGUGUGUGUGUGUGUGUGUGUGUCAGCCCUGUGGUGGCCUGGCGGCCUGUCCAAGGUGUCUCCCCUCCUGCUGCCCAGUGACUGCUGGGAUAGGCUCCAGCACCCCCGUGACUCUGACAGCAAGUUAGGAUAACGGAUGGAUGGAUGGAUGUUGUGGCUAAUGCUACUGGGGAAUGCUAACCAGCUACUCACUGGGUUGCUGAAGUGCCUCCACUAUUUCUUGCCAACAUUUAGCCUUUUUCUCCAUCCUAUCCAGAGCAAAUGGUAAAUGGACUGCAUUUAUAUAGUAGCUGUCUAGUCUACCGACCACUCAGAGCUCUUUACAAUGUACGCCUCACAUUCACCCAUUCACACCCCCAUUCACACACUGAUGGUGGAGGCUCCUCAGGAGCAGUUAGGGGUUCUACGUCUUGCUCAAGGGCACUUCAACACACUCUCUGGAGGAGCUGGGGAUCAAACCAGUGACUUUCCAACUACUAGACAACCCGCUCUACCUCCUGAUUCAUACCGCCCUGUGUGUGUGAGUGUGAGUGAGAAAGAAAAUUUAAUAUUCCAAUAAACUAAUAUUAACAUAAAUACUCCAGUCUGGUACUGCAGCAUGUGAAUAAAUGUUUAAUGAUAGCAGUCGUGAAGUACUCGGCUUCUACUCAAUGCUAAUACUAAUUACUAACAGCUACUGAUAGUUUUAACAUCACAAUCCAUAAUUAAACUGGUGAGUAAACAACAGUUUUUGAGGAACACAUUUCAAUUGCUCAGUGAUUAAGACAUGUACUCUGAAUGUAAAUAAGGUGCCAGAGAGCAUUAAAAAAGCAUCAAAUUAGAGCUUGUUGUCAAAAAUACUUUCCGGGGGAGGAUCCCCCUCCCCCCGGACCCUCGUACAUAAGUCUGGGCUAAGCCCUGAAUGUCCCCAAAUCCUGGAAACACCCUCAUCAGCUCUUCAUCUAUUACUCCAACACCUCCCCUCCCCCCACUGACCCUUUUGUCACUUCUUUCACUUCAUUUGGGUAACAUCUGGUCAUUCUGCCCUUCCUGUAAUUAACAGAACUGAUCACCCUGUAAUGACUGUUAUGCAAUGAGAAUAAGGAUAAUGUGCUUUUGCUUGAAUGUCUGUCUUCAUGUGCAAAACCUAU